AUGGACUGUUGCGCAUUUGGUGCGGUGCGCCUGCUGCUCCCUGGAUGUUUACGCAUCGCGUUGAUGUGGGUCUUGCAAUUAGGAGCGUUCGCGCAACACGCUCCAGAGUGUUACCCGGGAGGUCAUCGGACUUUGAGUAAUCCGUAUCGCAGCGUCGACUUUGACUCUACGGAGAUCCAGGACACGGCCAUCCAGGACUUAAUCUGCGACCACUCGCUGUCGCCGGGCUGGUACAGGUUCUGGAUCAACAACAAGCCGGCGGAGAUGCCGACCACCUGCGUUGAGAUGAACCGCUGUGGCACACAGGCUCCGGUGUGGCUGUCACUGAAGGACACCUCUCUGCCGCGGCCCGGCGAGCUCCGCCAGCUCUCCGCCUGUGCCACCUGGCAGUUCUUCCACGGCAGCACCAAGGACUGCUGCCUCUUCCGCAUCCCCAUCACGGUGCGCAACUGCGGCGAGUUUAUGGUCUACCGACUGCAGCCCACACAGGGGUGCAUGGGAUACUGCGCUACAGUUACUCCAGAUUUGGGACCCAGACUGUGUCCACCGGGUGAGAAAGAAGUCAACGGCCGAUGCAAAGCUGCCGUCCCGUCCCUGCUGUCCCGGCCUGUGAUCACCCCGGAGCUCCUCGGCCACAGUGUCCACCUGAGGUGCUCCUUCGUCCCGCCACCGUGGAACCAGCCGCUGGGCUUCCAGGUGGUGUGGGCCAGACACAUCGGCCACAGCAUGAAGGCCGAGAUCAGGCAGGAAGCCACGCUGAAGCCCUUCUCUCUGGUGGAGAUGGAUGGCGUUCACUUCAGGCUCGGGGAAACGUUUUCCUGCAGUGUGUCGACUUUCAGAGCCAACUCCAGCCACAGCAGAUCUCCUCCAAGAGAAAGUGAGAGUUUCUACGCAGGACUGAAGUUUUCUCCAGACUCGCUGCACAUAGCAGAGAACAGUAAAGAGCACGAGGUGACCGUGCACAGCACAGUGCCCAUCCCCUGCUUCGGCACCGAACACGGUCACCAGUGUGGACUCCCUCUGGCUCUGAGCGUCAACGACCCAGACGGACUCGGACACGAGGCCCCAAAUGUGGUGUUGUCCACCUGCCAGGUGGAGCUCCAGCCUAACGCCUGCAGUGGAGGCAGCUGCGGCCAGGCGACCUUAUUUGUCACCGCCGUCACCGAUUUCACACGAGAUGGAAAUCGGCCAAGUCUGAUCGGUGUUUUCCCCGGACUCAACGCACCACGACUCUGGAGAAGCUACGUCCCAACGUCUCUGAGAGUCACAGUCCAGGACGUUCCUACUUCCAUCUGCUACUCCCUGACUGACCCACAUGUCAUUACUCUGGACGGCAGGCGCUAUGAAAACCACCAGACGGGCACCUUUGUCCUCUACCGGAGCCUCGUCAGGGAGUUUGAGGUCCACUCUCGGCAGUGGGACUGUGGCAGCCGACACUACGCCGUCGCCUGCAACUGCGGUGUUGUGGCGCGAGAGGGGAACGAUAUUGCCAUUUUUGACAUGUGCAAUGGCCAGCCGCAGGAAACCAGACCGGAGCUUAUUCUGAAGAGCGUAGGUGACAGCGAGGGCAGCCGAGUCAGAGUGCUGGAGUCCCACCAGGGGAAGAAGGUCACCUUGAUCUUUCCCUCCGGGGCCUUUGUUAGGGCCGAUGUUGGCGAUUGGGGGAUGAGCCUGUCCGUACGUGUGCCCAGCGUCGACUACAGCAACACACAAGGCCUCUGCGGCACCUUCGACCACAACGGCAACAACGACUUCCACGGCUCUGACGGAGGCUCCUACGGCCCCGAUGACCUGCAUCGCUUCAUAGAGGACUGGAGGAUAGCUCCAGGUGAGAGUCUGUUUGACAGGACACCUCCUGGGACGACGCAGGUGGUCCGGAGGCCUUUUUGUCAGUGCCAAAAAGGAUACAGCACUUCUCAUCACGCUGGCAGAGGGAUCAGGAACUUGUACAAUCCUUCCGCUCACUCCGGCUGUAUAGCGUACGAUAAUGUGGAUUACACAUCUGUGUUCCCCUCUAUGGACACAACAGUGGAAUACAUCAAGAGUCCUAAGAGAGAGGAAAGCAUCCUGGACAUGUCUGCCUUUAACAGUCAUCCUCUGGAGAGGAGGGGCCUUCGGUUUCACAACAAUCAAAACAGCGACGGUGAUCUUGAAUUGGACAGCGAGUUCAGGAAGGAUUUCCUGCUUUCCAUUGACAGGCCAAGGAGACAGGCAGCCUAUGAAUUCAAACCCAUCUUUGCUGCUCAGAGCCUCAGCCAGGCCGAUGUGGAGAACUUAGCCUACUUCUUCCCUGAGGAUCACUUAGAGGAGGCCAGACCGGAGGUGCAACCUCAGUGGCCCACACCAAGUGGCCUGACCUCAGCCAAAGCUCUGGAGGUGUGUCAGAUGGCUUUGGCCAACUCCACUGUUGGCGUAGUGUGCCGGGGGCUGCUGGGACGCCGCCUGGACGAGGCAGUAGAUUUGUGCAUCCUGGACCUGCAGCUCAAAGACGACCUGGACUGGGAGGAAGCUCUGCUGCCAUACCUGGAGAACGAGUGUGAGAGGAGGCUGUUGGAAAACCGGACCCAGAGAGACUUGGAGGUGGCUGGUCUACCGGGAACAUCCAGGGAGGUGGUGACAGCGCUGCGCUGCCCCAACUUUUGCAACGGAAAUGGGGAAUGUACAGAGUGGGGCUGCCAAUGCUACCCCCGCUACAGCUUCUACGACUGCAGCCUGGCCAUCAGCCAGCCGGUAGAGUUAACAGAUUUGGAGAACGCUGGACUUUGUGACAUCCGAGCCUUCAACUGUCGCAACAUCCGAGUCUUCGGCCUCGGCUUCAUCGACUCUCCUGACCUCAGCUGCCAUGCCAACAGACUGAAGUACAUGAACGGCAUUUGGGUUCCAGGGGAAAAACAGAGAACAAAAGCCACCUUCCUCAGCUCCAAGGCUUUAGACUGUGCUGUGCCGUCUCUGAGCAACACAGCCGUCAACACGGAAGACUUCAUGAUGGACGACAAACCCUACGCACGCUGGGAGAUUAAGGUUACCAAUGAUGGCUCCCAGUACAGCCAAGCCAAAGUGCUGACAAUCUACGAUGGCGUUUGCCAGGUGUGCGAGGGGUCCCGCUCAGGACUCUGUAAGUUAAAGGAGAAGACCUGUAACAUCGACGGGAUGUGUUUCACAGAGGGGGUGUCCAGUCCCAGCAGCCCCUGCCUCCUCUGUGACCCCGACACCUCCAAGUUCACCUGGUCUGUGAAUCAAGUCAACGAGCCGCCGGCCUUCCAUCAGCCUCAAAGCGACCUGCGGACAUUUGUCGGGGAGAACUUUGUCUUCCAGUUUGCAGCGUCAGACCCCGAGGGCUCGGCUCUCCUCUUCCAGCUGGAGGACGGGCCGGAGGGGGCCGUCCUCUCCCCUGCCGGCCUCCUUAUCUGGAGGGUCCCGUCGCUUCCCGAGGAGGAGGGACAAUCGAGCCGCUCGUUUCGCUUCACGCUGUCAGACGAGUGCAAUGCCCAGAGCACCGUCUCCGUGGAGAUUGACGUGGUGCCGUGUGGGUGUCACAAUGGAGGUACGUGUGUGACCGACGUCAACUUCCCUGCUGGCCGCGGGAUGUACCUGUGUGUGUGUCCUGAGGGCACGCAGGGCGACCUCUGCGGCGAGCACAUGGACAACUGUCUGUCAGCCCCAUGCACCGUCGGCAAGUGCAUCAACACAGCCAGCGGGUACAGAUGUGAGUGUCCUGCGGGGCUGAGAGGUGUAACAUGUCUGGAAGAUGUCAACGAGUGUGAGAGGAUGGCGUGUUUCUCAGGAGUCCAGUGCUUCAACAGCUUUGGCUCCUUCGGCUGCGGCUCAUGCCCCAAAGGCAUGCUGGGAAAUGGGACAAUAUGUACAGCGGGCUCCCCCACAUCUGCUCCUCGUAAGACGGUCUACAAGAUACCAGAUGUUCUGCUGCAGCCACCCAAAAUAACAGACACUUUCCGGCAGACCUCAAGCGGUGGCUCCCCGCAGGCGAGGACUGAAGCGGGGAAGACAUCUCUAAGGAUUGACAGAGCACAAACUAAGACCAACACGUGGAGACGGAUUCCAGGAAUGAGUCUGAACCCGGCGCUCACUGAGGCAGAACCUCACAAGAGCAUCACAGAAGUUUCACCAAUCGUGUCCCAAACAAAGACCGAGGUCUCCAGAAAAGUUAAACUCAACCCAUCCACGACAAACACCUUCGAGAACAUCUCAGGAACAACACCGCACCACGUCCAGCCUGAUCAGCCAAACACUAUCGCCAAGACGUCCGCUGUGGCCCAGCCAUCGGGAGACGUCAGACCAGCUUCAGGAUCGGGUCAGUCUGUGAAUGUGUCGGCUACAUGUGCCAGCCGGCCCUGCUUCCCCGGGGUUCAAUGCAUCAACCGCAGGCCGCCACAUGUCGGCUACGUCUGCGGCCGCUGCCCGCCCGGCCUUUACGGGAACGGCCGCGUCUGCAUGAAGAACGCUAAGGCAGCAUCCAAUCAUCUUCUCCAGCAGCAGACGCUAAGCAAGGCCAACCGAUCUCCGCACGGCAGCAGCAGCAAAGUGUCCCAGCUCCACCUGCCCCACCUGCCCUCCAGGCACGGCAUCAAACACCUGUCCUGGUCCGUCACCAGAGCUAACCGAGAUAACGCAGCGCGCCAGGCUCCCGCGGCAGGGAGGGGGGGCGGGACGGGGAGGAGAGAGGCAGUCACUGCAAAUACUCACACCAGUCACCACAGCGCCAACCUCAGAGCAGACGCCAGGACAUACAGCAGAUCCAGAGAGUUUGUGGUUCCCCGUGUGACGGUCUCUAAGCAGGCUGAAGGAGCCGCACCUUCCCAGGUAACACCGCCCGCUCCCCGCCUCUCCACUGGCAAACAGGCAGCGCAGCCUCAGCUCCACCACCUGGCCUCCACGCAGGCCCGACCCUGGACCCCUCCGAGACCUGCCUUCCCCCUUACAGCGGCCCUCACCGCUCUGUCGUACUCGCUGUCUGAGUCAGAGUUCUCUGCAGACGGAGACGAGGCGGACACUGGAUCUGAAGGCCCGGAGAUGCCGCAGAUGGUGCCGGCAUUGACCUUCACAACGCCGGGCAAGACGGUGCACAGCUCCCCGCGACAAAGAGAUACCUCCGUCCAGCCAGGGGGGAGGACCUGCGCAGACCGGCCAUGUUUUCCUGGUGUCCCGUGUGAGCCGGUCAUGGAUGAGGGUUUCCGCUGUGGGAGGUGUCCUGUGGGAUACACCGGGGAUGGACGAGCCUGUCGAGCUGUUUGCAGACACACGUGUGGUAGGAACAUGGAGUGUGCGGCGCCCAACACGUGCCGCUGCAAACCAGGCUACACUGGAUCCGACUGUCAGACAGCAAUCUGUGAGCCGGGUUGUGUGAACGGGGGGGUUUGCGUUGCCCCAGGUGUGUGUCGCUGUCUCAGAGGGUUUCAUGGAGAAACCUGUCAGGAAGCUCUGUGCAGGCUGCCAUGUGAGAACGGAGGCUCCUGCGUGGGACUGCACACGUGCUCCUGUCCUUACGGGUUCGUCGGCCCUCGAUGUGAGACCAUGGUGUGCAGCCGUCACUGUCACAACGGAGGCCAGUGUGCAUCUCCAGACGAGUGCAUGUGUGUGACAGGCUGGACCGGACCGUCCUGUGAGACUGCCCUCUGCUUUCCCGUGUGUCUCAACGGAGGUUCCUGUGUUCGGCCGAAUACCUGCGAGUGUCCUCACGGGUCCUACGGCGCACAGUGUCAGAACGCGGUCUGCAGUCCUCCCUGUAAGAACGGCGGCGUGUGUAUAAGGACCGAUGUGUGCUCCUGUGUGCAGGGAUACAACGGGAGGCAAUGCCAGAAAAGCGUGUGUGAGCCCAUGUGCGUGAACGGCGGCAGGUGUGUCGGUCCAGAUGUUUGCGAUUGUCCGUCAGGUUGGCGUGGAACGAGAUGUGAUAAACCCAGCUGCCUGCAGAAGUGUCUGAACGGAGGGGAGUGUGUGGGAGCAAACACCUGCCACUGCACGCCGGGCUGGCAGGGCAUGCUGUGCCAGAUCCCUCUCUGCGAUUUAAAAUGUCUUUACGGCAGUCGAUGUGUUCGACCAAACGUCUGCGCCUGCCGGAACGGAUACUCUGGUUCUCUUUGCUCCAGACGGAUCGGACAUUCAUUCUGAAACCUUGUCGUUAGUUCAGCUCGCUAAGACUCGGGGUUGUCUCACAGGCAACAAACACCAAACAGCAGGAGUUCAAUCAGCUCAGAUAAACCUUCAGGUGACGCCAUCAGCGUCUCUGUGCACCCAGUGCAGAGCAACACACUUGAAUCAUCAGGGGGAGAUGUAGGUUUCUAUAACGUUAUAGCAUGCAAAGAAUACACGAGACUUUUACAAGCGGUUAUACAACUGCAGUUACUUCUUGAUAAACUACCAUGUACUGUAUGUGUCCGUCCUGCAGCUCCGGCAGCUCCAGCAGCUGUUGCCAGGUAGAUUUAAAUCACAUUUACGUUCUGCAGAAAUCAUGACCUGACUGUCACUAUUUAGUUUCCCAACAUUAUAGAAGUCUACGAGAGGCACAACCUUCUCUUCAUGUUUCUUCAUGCACUGGUCUCUUCCAUACUUACUGGAUUACAUAAAGCCUCAUUUGCAUAUUCAAACAUCACGUCAGAAACCUCGUACUGUAAACGCCUUCAGGUUCUUCACCACAAACACAAACCUCUGUAUGAGUAUUUAUUUAUUUGGUUGUUUUAUAUUGUGGCAUAUUUCUUGUUGUAUAUAUCUUAAUCAGUGUGUAAUCGAUGAUAUUUCUUAUUAAGGCAUUGUGUAAUGGUUGUUUUGUAAGAAAAUAAAUA
Cottoperca gobio is the source of this 6800-nucleotide messenger RNA. Its product is annotated as von Willebrand factor D and EGF domain-containing protein. The record is from RefSeq and is a predicted model, not a curated record. Lineage: Eukaryota; Metazoa; Chordata; Actinopteri; Perciformes; Bovichtidae. Gene Ontology annotation, molecular function: calcium ion binding; signaling receptor binding. Gene Ontology annotation, biological process: anatomical structure development. Gene Ontology annotation, cellular component: cell surface; extracellular region.